UGUCAGGACCAUAAGGGGCCAAUCGCGCAUGCGUGUAUUGGUUCAUUCGGAAGAAAUAGCAAUUUCCCUGAAGUUCCUCUGUCCACCAAUUUUGUGGGGAAAGUAUUUUCUCAUAAAAUCUAUUUUUAUAUCCAAGUCGGGAUAAUGUGACCUGAGCGCCACUAUCGGUGCUGUCGGUAAGUUUUUUGGCGGGAAUAACUUGUACUACGCAAGAUGUGGUCAUACCCGCAAUGUUUUGAGAUCGUUUGAUCACUCAUGUUGGGUAGUUCCACAUUUUUACAGCUCAGAUAGUGCCAGCUGGGGUCCUGUCAAAAUCAUUGGCCUACCUGAGGCUGAUGAGGACUGAAACUCACGAAACUCUACAGGGUGCCCAAGAAAGGUUUUACCUUACAUAAUAGAAUUCUAUUGUGUAUCCAUUAUGUGAGGGAAAAUAAUUCUGGGCCACCCUGUAGUACAUGUAGAUGAACUGUUCAAAGACACGUGAGUAUGAUCUUAAAAUAGAUACUGAACGAUGAUUGACGGAAUUCCACGCUGUGACGUCAUUUGCACCUACGAACGGCCAUGUUUGAUUUCCCCCACAAAAUUGGUGGACAUCGGAACUUCAGGGAAAUUGCGAAGAAAUUCACGAAUUUCUCGAAUUUUGCAACGAAAACCUUUCAAUUUAUGGCAGAAAUUGCCCGAAAUACUCGUCAUGGAACGCCGUUAGUGGGUUCAAAACAUAAAUUAGUUAUUAAAGGAACCAUAUUGAUUCAUAUUUGGGAGAUCUAUGUCUAGUUUAAGUCUUCCAGUGUCCAUGAAAGAUUCGUCUUACACUCCUGUUUUGACUGAAUCGCCUACCAAACUUUCCGAGGAAGAUCUCACAAAGAUGCCAAAAUCUGUACGAAAAUGGCAGGUAUUCCCAGGCCGGAACAAGUUCUGCUGCAAUGGCAGAGUGAUGAUGGCCCGGCAGACUGGAAUAUUCUAUCUGACAUGUGUGUUGAUCAUUGUAACAUCGGGCCUGUUCUUUGCCUUCGACUGUCCAUAUCUAGCAACGGAAUUAUCACCAGUCAUACCAGUGAUAGCUUGUCUAAUCUUCAUAUUCGUCAUGUCUACAUUGUUUCGCACAAGCUUCAGUGAUCCAGGGGUGAUACCCAGGGCCACCCCUGAUGAAGCAGCUGACUUAGAAAGACAAAUAGAAAUCCCUGCUGCUGGGUCUCCCGGGACGUAUCGGCCACCACCUCGCACGAAAGAAGUCGUCAUCCGUGGUCAAGUUGUUAAAUUGAAAUACUGUUUCACUUGUAAAAUAUUCCGCCCUCCUAGGGCCUCGCAUUGCAGCAUCUGUGAUAACUGUGUUGAGAGAUUCGAUCACCACUGUCCAUGGGUUGGCAACUGUGUCGGCAAGAGGAAUUAUCGUUAUUUUUACAUGUUCAUCCUAUCACUCUCCGUGUUGUGUAUAUACAUAUUUGCAUGCGUCAUCACACAUCUUAUACUCAGUGCACAGGAAAAGAAUUUUCUCCAUGCGAUGCGAGACUCACCUGCUAGUUGUAUUGUUGGUAUCAUAGACAUCUGCGUCAUACUGCAGAUGGUUGGCAUGGCGGGUUUCCAUACCUUCCUGGUCGCUACUGGUAUAUCAACAAAUGAGGAUAUCAAAGGCACAUUUUCUGCUAAACGUGGUCAAGAUAAUGCUAAUCCUUAUACGAAGGGAACAGUGAUGUUGAAUUGUUGUAAUGUGUUAUGCGGGCCUACACCCCCUAGUUUGUUAGAUAGAAGAGGAUUUGUGGUUCCAGAGCCGCAGACUGUACUCAGCCUACCCGAAAAUGUGACGACUGAUGGUAUCAAGGAGAGUAAUGCUGUGAAUGUGCGGCAUGAGAACUAUGGGUCGACGACGGUUACACACUCACAGUCCAAUUCUUCAGAUCGGAAUGGUUCUGCCACACCACACGGCAGUGUAGAUCCCCAUGGCUAUCAGACGCACUCAAAUAAUCGAUUACCACCAAUUAAUGAUCAACAAUUAGACAACGCUGCAAGUAACGAAUCAUUAGCAUCAGGUAAACCUCCCAGUGUUCCAAACCAUCAAGUUAAGUUGCCACCCCUGCCUGAGCCCAAUGUGGUCAAGACAUUUCAGAAUACUGUCACAACGAGCCAAAGUGAAGGUGGCCUUUCUCCAAGUGGUGCGGUCAAGUUCCAUAAGCAGAGUUCAGUGUGAUAGGUACCUUCCCACGUAGCUUAAUCUAGAGCAGAUCUUGAAGGGAAAUGGUUGUCCGCUGUGGUUAUGAUAAUCACAUUAUAUCUGCUGGUUAUGUCAAACAGCACAGAUGUCAGAACUUUAUGUGCUGUGUGUUGUUAGGCUUUACUGAGUGUGGCUAUCCCACUACGGUCCUGUCCUUGUUUACUACACAGUUUUGUGAAUCGCUUCAGAGACAAAUGGAGGAGAUGCGCUCUAUCGCGAUAUUUGACAGAAGAAAGAGGAUGGACAGUUACUUUCUAAAUGUGCUUGAAUACUGACAGCUUUGGGUUGAUUGCUUUCAUCCUCCCAUGGCAUGAUGGCUGUUGAGAAUAUUAAGGAUCACCUCUUUACCGCUGUUGUAAUGUUCUCUUGAGAUUUUCAUCUUGCCAGUCGUACCUGUGUAGGUUCAGGUGUAUUCUAAAGCAUAAGACAACUGUACAUGUUACUGUUAGUAUCGACACUUUGUGCUGGGCUGAAAAUGAUCUUGGAGUAGAUAACCGACUGUUAUAUAUUUGUAACUGACUAAAUUCAGGCUGGUCGUUCGAUCAUUAUAGGUUAACUGUUGAAGUUAAAACUGUCAGUUGAAGCUGUUGAUGUUGUAGCAUCAUAAAUGGUACCUAUGUAAUGUUUCAGGAAACAAGAACUAUACUGUUUCACCUAUGUGUAUCCCCGGUACUAAAUCAUCAAUUCACGUGUAGAAAACUGUAUUCACGUUUGUUAAAGUUAUGACCAAGGGUUAUGACCUUGUAUUGUAUCAGAUAUAUCCAAUAAAACAUUACUUCAAAGUGAUGUUUUUUUUGUAGAUCUGAAGACACAUUGAAAAGUUCAAAUUGUAUUUCUAAAUUAUGUUGUCAAAGAUGUCAUGGGUUAUUUUCUGCUUUCAUGAUCAGGAAAUCAUUGCUUCCGACCAGAGUUCCAUAAGCUUUUGGAGUAUUGAGUUAUGUUAAAAUAAUCUUGGCAUUGCGAGCAUUUUCAUUUCUGCACUCUUCUGAAAUCAUGGAAUUCAAGUGCUUCGAUCUUAUGUAUUCUGAUAAUCUUCUAUCUUUUCAUUCAUAAUAUUACAAAUUGAUUUUGAGUUAAUUUAUAUUGAUUUAUGUGUUCUGUUGAUUUUGUACUCUGAGGUCAAUAUUUAGGUAUCUAGUGUGUUUGUGUUUUCACAGAGUAUUUUGAAAAUAUUCUCUAAUUUACGCAGAUAAUAUUUUUUGGGGAAAAACACAAUUGCUAAAUCUAUUGCAUCAGUUCGUGCUUUUGAGUUUACUUAGUAAUGAGAAAACUUUUGUUUUUUCCUUGGCAGUGGAGUUUUGCUGGUUUAAUUAUUAUAUGGUGAAUGAAGUGAGCAAAAAAACUAAUCAUGUGUUAUCGACAUUUGCACAGAAUCAGUUGAAACAUCAUUCUGCGCAUAUUUGUCGGUCUUCGGGUAUAAGGAAUGGAUGAUUUCAAUUCUUGAGUGUUCUUUGAUGCAGUAGGUUUGAGUGAUUUCAUUAUCAUAAUAAACAUUGUUGUAUUUCAUGAUAUCCAACACAUUUGAUUGUAAAUAGUACUAUAAGCAAUUGUGAAAUAAUCGAUUGAUGAUUAUCGUGUACAUAUCCAUUGUAGAUACAAUUUUAGAGUACCUCAGUUGGAAUUGGAGAUAUAUGAGAAAUGUUGAUAGGUUGUAUGUAAUACGUCACCACAUACCUGUGAAUGCAUACAUUCUAAGGGUCAUGCAUGAAGCAGAUACGUGGAAGGCAAGGGGUUCAGUGAGUCCUUAUUAGCUUGGACAGGCUUCUUUAUCAAUAGUAUUUUGCGUGAUGAAAUAGGCUUUUUCAAUUGGCAUUAUUUUUGUAUGGAUACUUUGUAGAUUGUCCGACCGUUAGAGUUGUUCAUUUGGCAAUUUUAGGGAGGAUUUUGAUUUGCCAGGUAGUUGGUUUGUAGAGAAAAGCACCAAAGUCGUCAGAGCUCAGUAUCUGCAAUGAUUGACGUUUAUCUUUUGUAUAUGGACACCGAUCGAUAUAUCCUUCUGACUCGACAAAGUGCUUAUUCAGAUGAACAUUUUUUUCUCUCAUGAGGGUAGAAAUAUUUAUUAGAAUUGAUUGACUUGCAUGAGCCAUUAAAUAAGGGAAGAGAUACCUUUGACACCAAUGUGCAGUGAUGGUCGUUACUUGUAAGCCAUGAAUUUUUUGCAAGUAGUUUAUUUAUUUUUGCAAAUGUGCUGUAAAUUGCAAACUUGAAACGGACAAAAAUUAAAGUUUUAUCAGGUUUUAUGCACAACUAUUCAAUUUUGGCAGCAAACGCAGAAUUUACUGCCAAUCGAAAAUGAAAGAAUUUGUCAAUAUUUAGCAGUGCAAAUAUUUCACGAUGUUAGAAGUGAUUUUGAAGAGUCUUUGGUGCCAGAUAUCAGAUUUUUUAUUGCAAGAUGAUAUGCGAAGAAAUUGUCACCUUCAAGAAAGUAUACUUGUAUGUGUAUAUCUUGAAAACAUCAUGAAGAUUGGAUGUUAAUCUAUAUUUUUUGGUAUAUUUUUGUUAUAUCAGUUGGAACUUUAAAUAGCUGGAGAAGGAAGAAUUUAUCUUUUGGGAAUGAAAUUACCCUUGUUCUAUCCAGGCAAAUCAGUUUUUUCUAUGGUCACCCUGAUUGUGUUAUUUUUAACAAACGAAGCCUAUUUUAGGGGGUCAGUCAGUUGAAUAUGUAUACACUGCCUUUCAGAGCACAUCUGGAGGUUGGUGUGAGCUUAUUUUUCCGAGCUCUCUCAUAGUCUUUCUAUUGUACAUGUGCUGUAUCACCACAAAGAUUGUCUAUGUAGUCAAAAUCAUGCUGUGCUGUGUACAGAAUGACUAGUCACAAAAGGACCUAUCAAUGAUGGUUUUCUGAAUGAUUUCGGUUAAGUGCCAAUACAUUCUAAGGAGAAGAGAGGGGAGGGGGAGGAGGUGUUCAAUCAGAUAUGUUGAAUGCUUUCAUGUUUGAUUGUUUAUGAGUUUGGCUGAAUCCAAGCAAAAAGGUUAUCUUUCACAUAAUAUGACGCGCGUGGUUCACGUUUUCAUGGCGAGUAUUUGAGCAUCGUAAUUUGAAAGGUGACAGACAGCUGGCGUGUUGUUUUAACCAGCAUGCUCUAUUGUCAGGAGCAGCAAGUGUGUCCUGCCCUGUUAUGUGGGAAUAACCUUGUUGUACUGAGAACGCUGUUACAGAAAAGGUCAAGUGCACCCUAGUGUAAGAUUGUACAACAAUGUGUAGUCUUAAUGUAAAGCGCUUUAUCAUUCUUAAAUGCAGAUGUACAUAUUGGUAUCAUUAUUAAUAAACAUGAUGGAUAUUA
Messenger RNA from Lineus longissimus, 5493 nucleotides. RefSeq names its product palmitoyltransferase ZDHHC14-like. Gene Ontology annotation, molecular function: protein-cysteine S-palmitoyltransferase activity. The coding region runs from base 767 to 2185 and encodes 472 amino acids. The record is from RefSeq and is a predicted model, not a curated record. Gene Ontology annotation, cellular component: endoplasmic reticulum; Golgi apparatus. Gene Ontology annotation, biological process: protein targeting to membrane; peptidyl-L-cysteine S-palmitoylation. NCBI's taxonomy places the organism in Eukaryota, Metazoa, Nemertea, Pilidiophora, Heteronemertea, Lineidae. The transcript is spliced from 11 exons.